This is a messenger RNA of Fusarium pseudograminearum CS3096, 3189 nucleotides long. RefSeq lists its product as uncharacterized. Bases 1 to 3189 code for a protein of 1062 amino acids. Gene Ontology annotation, molecular function: protein binding; serine-type endopeptidase activity. The record is from RefSeq and is a predicted model, not a curated record. The transcript has 6 exons. Gene Ontology annotation, biological process: proteolysis. NCBI's taxonomy places the organism in Eukaryota, Fungi, Ascomycota, Sordariomycetes, Hypocreales, Nectriaceae.
AUGGCGAUGGAGGGUCCUUCACGUCGUCUCUCCCUAAUAGGGACAAGUAUAGGCAGUCCACGCAUUGCUCAACAGGCUGGCCUACCCAGGUCUGCAAUAUUCAAAGACGCAAAGGGGCCAAGCUCGGACAUGGUGUUCGAAACUCUUAAAGACAAAUGGGCUGAGGGAACUGCUGUCAAGGAGAAACGUCUUGGUGAAGAUACACCACUGAAAACAAUAUUGGAUGUCAUGAUUAAGGAGCUGAAAAAGAGCAAAAAUGCCAUUGAUGGCGUGAAGAGGUUCCUGGCAGACGAGAAAACGAAAAUAGACGACUGUGUAAAGUGGCGCCUGCUCCUUGAUGCCGUCGACCUCGACCUCGCUCAGAAGCCUGACAAGGACGAAGUAACUGCCCGAUUGCAACUUACCGAGGCGCUGAUCCAAGAGAGCCCGUAUCUUGCGUUUGAGAACCCAACAGAUCAAGAAGGCGCCUCGAUUCUCUAUAUCAACAAUUGUGCCGACGCACAUUGGCACAAGAAACUCAAGGACAAGAGAACACCUCUGCAUACAGCUGCCAGAAAGGGAAACGCCAAGUUUGUCAAGUCCAUGAUUACCGAAGGCCAGAGGUACUAUGACGUUAAAAACGGCGAGAGUACUAGAGGGGAAAAUCGAGUCAGCGGUAUCAAUCAACAGAAAUACUGGAAAUUCUCUGGCGAAUAUUGUCGGCUUGCGAAAAUCUUGCAGCAUGAAGACCUCGAUACUAAGGAUACGCCGUUAAAGUCGGCUACCAAAGCAGACUUCGGAGUGUGCGAAACAAUCAAGGAGCUUCUCGAAGUCACUGACAUUGCUGAAGACGACACAUUUCACCAUGCUCUCGAGAAUGACAACCAGGAAGUUGUCAAAGCCUUUCUCUCCAAAGUUGAAGUCGCAAGCACCAUUGUUUCCAAGGAAUCUAUCAUGACCACCCUGAGUCCCCCAAAGAAACGCACCACAGGCCAUCGAGAUGCAAACUCUCGCAGCCUGGCGAGGUUGGAAAAUGCGAAACUCCUCGUUGGGUCUAUUCAGGACCCGAAAGCACUCGAUCGCGAGGUAGCGGAGAAGAUCAUCAAGAGAAAGAGCGGCGCGAUGGAUAUCUGGAAAGCUCACAAGAAGGAAAUGUUGAACGGCGAGCUGGAACAAUUUCUGCUUCAUCUGGCAGUAAAACAUCAAAAGCUCGAUUUCGUGCGACUAUUCGCCAAUGACUAUCCUAAAUCCGUGGUGGAGAAGUGGUCCUAUUCCGAGCAUGGUGAUAAACGAUACCCCUUGUGGUACAACAAUCAUAACAACGAGGGAAAGAGGAUAGAGGAACCUUUCGAUGACAUUCGCAAGGAUAUCCGCAAGGAAAUAACUACAAAGAUGAUUCACGAGGUGCCCGAGAUGGACACACUGUCUGAUAUGUUCAAUAGUUGUCAAGUUGGUGAGCUUUGCUUUGAUCUAUCAAGGUUUGAUUCGGCAGGCUUUCAAGUUUCUGCAUUCAUCAAUUCUUGGAUCUCACAACAUCAGACUGGGAAGCUCCUCACCUUCGAGAAGACGCUACGAUACGCCGAAUUUCCACCCUUGGAUGUACUAAAAGAGGAGAGAGAGAUCUACAAGGACAGUUGCCAUCUCCAGUACCAACAUACUGAAGUGUUUAGGAUACUUGCUUGGCUAAGGAAGAAAAUGGGGGUGCAGACCAUUAUCAAACUGAAAGUACCAGACCGGCUGGUAAACCCGCAUGACGAGAAAACAAUGGCCAAAGCAGUGAAAGACUUCAAGGUAGAGAUAUUUGAUUGGAAAGUCCUUGACUUAUCCCUUAGCGUCUUUGAUCCAGAUGCAAAGGAGAGGAUCAAGGAGUUGCACCUUUACUCAAGCGGAAAGCGAUCAGCGAUCAGCCAUUGGUUUGGUCCAGAAGGCUUUAAAUCAAUGAAAAAGCUCGAGGUCCUCAAGAUCUAUAUUGUUCAAGUCGAGACUUGUACCUCCACUCAUCUAUGGGAAGUGAAAGACGAGAUUGACGACAAACUGAAAGAACUGGACACCCCGAAUGGUUUGCGCUUCAGUGACAGGGCAGAGCAAAUCUCCUGGUAUCCCAAGACACAACAAGCAAAUUUAAUCAAAAUCGCCCAACGGCUAGACCCAAAGCUCGGCCGAUGGCUUGAAAGCCUCAACAAAUAUUACCAGCAUAGCUUCAGCAAUGACGCCUUUAAGCCAACAAAGGUCGCCAUACUUGACGAUGGUGUGCUCAGUGUUUCUCCGACUGCUAGAAAGACAGCUGUAUCCCUCAAUGGUGAGAACCAGGAAGACAUUUCCUGGGAUUCUAACGACAACAGCAAAAGCAACACUCCUGUUGGCAGGAAGUCAGGUAGUGCAACAAUAAGAUCUGACGCGGAACUCGAAUACAAUAGCAGCCUGUCUAGCCGCAUCAAAGAAGGUCGCUCCUUUGUGGCAGGAGGGUCCAGCCACAGCCCGUGGCACCUCGCGUGCAACCCUCAUGGAACACAAAUGGCCAAUCUCAUCUGUGCCAUUGACCCGUUGUGCGAGAUAUAUGUGGCAAGGGUUGCUGAAGAUGCAGUCGGAAUUACCCCUGAUCGAGUUACCAAGGCGAUUGACUGGGCGAUCAGCAAGGGUGUGGACAUCAUAUCCAUGAGCUUUACGAUCGGAGACAAAGGAACGCUUGCAGACGCACUGAUCAAGGCCACUAAACAAGGUAUUGUAAUGACAUGCAGCUCACACGAUGAGGGGUCCAAGACCGAAAUGGCUUAUCCCGCAAGCCUAAAGGGUACCGACAAGUCGCUAAUAGUGCUCGCCGCCUGUGACGAGUACGGUAGAGCUCUCUGGGGUAUUGAAAAGGAUGACUAUCACUACCUCCUACCGGGUCAAAAUGUGGCAGCAGGUGUUAUACCGUUCCUCAAGUCAAACGACACCAUCAGUGGAAGCUCGGUAGCAACUGCAGUCACAGCUGGGAUAUGCUCCCUGACACUCACUUGCGAUCGCCUAGCUAAUCCUGGCCGCAGCUACAACAAGGGCAUGGAAGCUGGCAGUCGAUAUGCAAAAGUUAUUAAAGAGCUUGAUUCGAUGAAGUCAAAGGCUGGCAGCCAGCACAUUCUUUUGAAGAAGUUUGGCGAGAUUGAUACUUAUGGUUUGGGUGCAGGUGCAAACCCUGGGCCUCAGGAGAUUUUGAAUCGACACUUUAGAUGA